ACAAAAUAUAAUAAUAUUAUCUUUUAAUAAAAAUAAAAAUUUAAAUAAUUAAUAAUUACGCACCAUGCCAAAUCUAGAUAUCUUUAAGCGAACCUGUACAAAGGCUCUCCAAGUAUGGAAAGAAGUAGAUGUUACCCAAGCCGAAGUUGACGACGAACCAGACGAGGAACCUGAGGCUGAAGAAGAGCAGCUCGAGGAGUUACCAGUGGAUGAAGAACUUGAUUGCUGCAAAGUUAUGGCCGAAUUGGAGUGCAUGAAACGGCGCAUACAAAAACUACAGCUUCGUCUCAAGACGGAUGAUGUCUGCGAGCCAGAACCUUGCAUUAAUCUUGAGAUUGAAUUGAGUUGCUCUAAUAAUCCGGAAAUCUGUGCGCUACAAAAGAAUCAUCACAAAUUACAAUGUCAAAUCAGUGAGCUCAUAAGUUGUUGCAAUGUAGCCAAGGAUCAAAUAGAAGAGUUGCGUGCACGUAUGUGCCAGAAGUCACGCGAGAUCUUAGACCUGCAGAAGGCAGUGUGUCUAUUGGAGACUUGGCGGAAUAAAUUACAACAUGAAUUCGGAGUCUGUUAUGAACGUUUUCAAUACUUGAAGCACGUGAAAGCCGAAUGGGAAGAUGUGGAAAAGAAGAUUGAAGAACAGAAGCGUUGCUAUAAAGAGUUGGAAGACAGUUUUGUGCCGAAAGUGUGCUUCUUGAGGGAAAAACGUCAAUUUAUUGAUGAAAUUGAGGAAUUGCGUGAACUGCUCCAGGAGAUGUUUCACAUGCAGACGUCAAGGGUCGAUACAUUAGAGCAACGUAUGGCCAGCAUUGAGACGACUAUGAAAUGAAAACGGAAAAAUAUUAAAUUGUAGAAGUAGUGAUGCAUUUUUUCUGCAUCAAAAUUAUAUUAGAUACAUUUUUUGUGUUUUUUUUUUUUUGCUCUUUAAGCUACUCGCAACAAAAUCAAAUUUCCUGCACUAAUUAAAUUCUGCUGGGAUUAAAAAUACUUAGAGCGCUCAAUCUAAUUUGCCUGCCUCAUCAGCUAGCGCGGUCAGUGGAGGAAUUAAUAUACUUACAACAUUUCAAUUAGGUCGAAAUUUAUUUAGCAGCACUUAAUGCCACUUUAUACGGCGCAUUUCACUCAGCAUUCGGUCUACUUGAAGUAGUAAUUUCCAUUCAACCGUAACAACUUUCACAAUAAAAUUUAACUUUUUCUCUUCCUCAGCAUUUAAUUGCUCCCAUUUUACGUUCGCGUUUUAAUUUCUUUUGUUGGUUAUGUUUUGUGCCAACCCAGUCCUGCCCUGCCCUGCUCUCUCAUGCACUUAUACGAAUUUGUGCGCUUUACUAGCAAAUCUUUUCUGCUCACUUACUCACUGGCCCUUUUAUCUCUUCCCAGUCAGUUUUCAAAGUGCUUUCACUUUUUAUUUUAUUUCUAAACUGUGCUGGAGUUCGCUUUUAAUUGCCUUCAAUUGCCUCCCAAUUAGGUUUAUUAGAGCUUGAAAUUGUUUAUCGUACUUUGGUGGGUCAUUUAAUCAAUGCCGCAAUAAGAAUUAGAAUUCUAGGCUUCGCAAAACUUUGUGCAAAGAUAUAUAGAAAUAUAUGGUAGUUUUUCUUU
Messenger RNA from Anastrepha ludens (Mexican fruit fly), 1590 nucleotides. RefSeq lists its product as uncharacterized. NCBI's taxonomy places the organism in Eukaryota, Metazoa, Arthropoda, Insecta, Diptera, Tephritidae. The record is from RefSeq and is a predicted model, not a curated record. The transcript has a single exon. The coding region runs from base 65 to 823 and encodes 252 amino acids.